UUUCUUUUCUUUUUGUAUGAUAUCUUAUUGAACCAUUGGUUGCUUUCUUGUUUUCUUCUUCCUUUCUUGAUUUUUGGUUUUUCUUAUUGGUUUUUCGAUCUGAGAUUUUCUGUCGGUUUUGAGAUUUGGGGGGUGGGCGGCAUCGCGUAAGGGUUGCGUGUGAUGUUGGAUAUUUUUCCUUUCCUCUAGAAGAUUGUCUUACUCUUCUUUUGGUGUAUCUCCUACCAUUGAAGAAAACUUUUUCUUUCUUCUUUUGUGUUUAAACGAUGGAGCUCUUAUUUUGUUCUGUUCUUGUUUGGGUUUCUUGAUCUGGAGUUCGCUUCCUUAUAAAUACUUAUGCUAAUCGUGAUCAGGAUCUUGAUACGUGGCAGCCUUAUAAUAUGUUAGACAAUUAGAGUUUUCGAGGUGCUGGUGUAAUUAGAGAUUUUCUGCUCCUGAGAUUGGAUUUUAUUUUUGGCGUAACCUUUACAGUAUGCUAUGAUUUUGAGUCAUCCUGGUUUAUCUCAAUAACUAUAACCUAUGAAUUGGCAUUACUAAGAAAAUUCAUGCUUUUGAUACAAACAAUUCCAUUUGGUCAAUUCUACCACCUUGCAUUACCUGUCCUGUUAUGUCAGAAUCUUAUCCAUGUAAAGUUAGCGAGAUGAUGAAGUUGUUUAUGUGCCGUUUAUAUACAUGCACGCACACAAUCAUUCUGUCAACUUUUCAUCUUUUGAAGGCAGGCCACCCUUGUCCUGGAAGAAAAUUUACUAUGAACAUUUAACACAAGAAGCAACAGUCUUAUAUAGAAAAUUUGCAAGGCAAUUAUGAAUGCUGAUCUUUGUCUAGUUUUAUCAGCCUCAUGGAAUCAAAGCGUAUUCUAAGUUCUUCUGUAAGCUAUAAAGGCUCUUGUUAUGACUUGUAGAUGUAACAGCUUUCAUAAAUGAUGCUUAGCAUGUGAAUAUGGGAGCACUGAGAAGUUUGUUCUAACUCUUGUGCUUGAGGAUCUGGAGAUCCACUAGUUUGAGAAGCCAUCUUUGCUUAAUUUGAAUUGCUGAUUUAUGAUACACUUUAAAAGCUUCAGCUAAACUUGAACACUCUGAGCUAGCUGCAUGUUUUUCUAAGAUCUGAGAUCCUCCUCCCAUCCUCGUAACCAAAACUGGUUCUAUAUAGCAACCUAUUCCAUAGGCAGACGUUUCUAGUCCUGGUUAUGGAGCCUAAGGUUGCUCAGAUCUUCUUUAGUUUCCUCCCUAAUUAAUGCCCUUUCCUUUAGAGGGUUGUAAUUUUCUUGAUAUAGAGUGUCUAAUAAAAGGUUUUAUUGUGUGCUCCUUGAAGAGGUUAGCCAUAGUCAAGGUAGUAGGAAACUAGGAAUUCUACCUCUAUGCCUGAUAAGAUGGUAAAAAUAUCUAUUUCCAGUUUGUUGAUUUAUGGCUUCUUGAUUUUGAUGCUUGUAUCUGAAUUCCAAAUGCUAUACUAUUGUUCCGUAAUUAUACUUGCUUCCGGUGUUGAUGACUUGAAUAAGCACUAUCUUUAAAAUUAAUUUGGCAUUGUUUAAGAUUCCAACCUCUAAAAUUUGGGGUGACCAUGUCAAGCAAGUAUUCUUGAAAUGUUUGUAGUCUUAUAUUGUCGAUAUAGAUAUGAAUAACUAUUGUCUUCUUAGCUGCUAUCCUUGUAUUCAAGUUCUCAAAAGUUUGUUAUGCUAUCUUAAGCGGUAAUAGCUUAAAGAAGAAAUGAAAAAUGGGUUAUUGGCUAAGUUGUCACACUCCACCUCAAAACAAAGCAAGCUAUAUGUUUCAAAUCUGGGAGGGUUUCCGAUCAUUUGUGUGGACAGCAGUUUCAUACCAUAUGAAAGACAUGCUCAAGCUAUCACCCUCAGCAUUGCAAUUUGUGGUUUCUGUUGCAUAUUCUCCUUGGAGUAUAAAACCAAUCUAUGGUAUUUUAUCUGACUGUAUCCCUAUUAGAGGGAGGAAGCGAAUACCCUACUUGCUCAUAUCCACUGUACUCUCUCUUUUGCCAUGGCUUGUUCUUGGUCUGACAACAUCUUUAAGGAGUUCAAGCAAUUCUCUUGCUGCUUUCUUAACAGUACAAAACUUCGGGUCUGCCAUGGCAGAUGUCGUUAUUGAUGCGAUGAUUGCAGAGGCUGUUCGCUCUGAGCAUGCAGAAUUUUCUGGUGACCUCCAGUCAUUAUCUUGGUCUGCAAUGGCCUUGGGAGGAAUAUGUGGGAGCUUGUUAGGAGGAUAUACAUUAUCCAAUCUCAGAAUAGACACAAUUUUCCUUCUUUUCUCUGUGCUUCCAACCAUCCAGCUAUUGUCAUGUGCUUUAGUAGAGGAGGCCCCUGCAGGAUCUAAAAGUACACCAGAUCAUAGCAAACAACAACAUAUAGAAUAUGAAGCAGAUGUGACCUUUUCAAGUGGAAAUGGUUCCUUCACUAAGACAUUAAAAUCUGGCACUUCUAGAAGAAAAAAAAGCAGUCAUAAAAAUGCUGAAAGGAAAACAAAAUCCAUUAAAUCUGAGAUUCGAGAACAGCAGAAUGGCUUGCUAGCUGCAAGAGGUUAUUUAUCUCUGAAAUCGGCUGCAUAUAGUUUGUGUCGAGCAUUUAGAAAGCCAAUGAUUCUAAGACCUAUGGCAUGGUUUUUCUUUUCGAACAUUACAGUUCCAAACCUCUCAACACACAUGUUCUAUUAUCAGACUGAGGUGUUGCAUUUGGAAGCAUCCUUUCUGGGGACUGUACGCGUGAUUGGGUGGUUUGGCCUAAUGCUUGGCACAUAUAUUUACAAUCGCUAUUUGAAGCAUAUGAAGCUAAGAAAAAUCCUGAUGUUUGCUCACAUUGGUCUUGCCACUGUGAUUCUGUUUGACAUUAUCCUAGUAUCUCGGUCACAUGUUCAGUUUGCCAUACCUGAUAAGUACAUGGUGCUUUGGGGUUCGGCUUUGGGUGAUGCAAUUAACCAAUUCAAGAUGAUGCCAUUUUUGAUCAUUUCUGGACAGUUAUGCCCACCUGGAAUUGAAGGAACACUUUUUGCUCUGUUUAUGUCCAUAAAUAACCUUAGUUCCACAUUGGGCUCAUUCUUGGGAGCUGCUUUGGCUUCAGUGCUGAACAUAUCAUCUGGAUCUUUUGAUAACCUUCCCCUUGGCAUUACUGUGCAACUAGCAGCCACUCUUGUUCCCAUUGCCUUCCUGUUUUUGAUUCCAAAGGAAGCUACAGGGCUGACUUCACAAUGAUAACUAAUCAAUACUCAGCAUUGCUCAAAAGAAAGACUAAUCAAUACUCAGCUUUUGUUUUCUUCCUCAACGC
Phoenix dactylifera (date palm) is the source of this 3268-nucleotide messenger RNA. RefSeq names its product Major facilitator superfamily protein. The record is from RefSeq and is a predicted model, not a curated record. NCBI's taxonomy places the organism in Eukaryota, Viridiplantae, Streptophyta, Magnoliopsida, Arecales, Arecaceae. Gene Ontology annotation, cellular component: membrane.